Messenger RNA from Schistocerca piceifrons (Central American locust), 1159 nucleotides. Its product is annotated as transmembrane protein 53. The record is from RefSeq and is a predicted model, not a curated record. The transcript is spliced from 6 exons. Bases 175 to 1155 code for a protein of 326 amino acids. Gene Ontology annotation, molecular function: serine hydrolase activity. Lineage: Eukaryota; Metazoa; Arthropoda; Insecta; Orthoptera; Acrididae.
CUCUCAGUCAGGAAAGCUCAGCCUGUCCGAAGGGAAGUGUCAGCCCACUGUGCUUCUCAUCGGGCCGCCGCUGCAGCUGCGCGUAGCGUACACCACAAUUGCUUUGUCGCUUGGGGGAACACAAAUCUCGAGGAACGUACUAUCAUCGAAUACUGCAGAUAUUGGAUGUAAGCAAUGAGACUGUACAGGGCAGCCCUCACCGUCAUACUCAAAGGCACAAGUGCUGCGGGAACUACUUGUGUCAUAGAUAAUAACCAUGCCAACAAAUUUCUUCUUUCUGCACCAAAUUCAGCAUUGCUCUUGAGUUUUCAGAGGAGCUAUACAACUAAUGAACUUUCAAAAAAUCUACAGCUGACAAGUAAUGAUGAAGUAAAAAUUGACAAAUCUUUUGGGUUCAAAAUUGUUUCCAAGCCUACAAACAAACCACUGGUAGUGUUGCUACCUUGGUUGUUAGCACAACAGAAACAUGUCAUGAAAUAUGGAAGAUUUUACUUGGACCAAGGGUUUGAUGUGCUAAAAGCGUCUCUGACACCAUGGCAGCUGCUGUGGCCAACUAAAGGCAGCCAGCUAAUUGCAGAAGAUCUCCUGCAGUUCCUCCAUCUAAAUAAAUUUUACCAGCCUCUUCUUCUGCAUGGCUUUUCUGUUGGUGGCUACUUAUGGGGAGAAGCACUUGUUAAAAUUAAGCAAGACAUGGAGCUAUACCAACCAGUUGUGGACAGAAUUGCUGGCCACAUCUGGGACAGUGCAGCUGACCUGACAGAAAUGCCAGUAGGCUUCCCGAAAGCAGUUUUCCCAAAAAAUUUAGUACUGCAAAAUGCAUUUGAGAAGUACAUCAGGUACCACUUGAAGACAUUCCAUCAAGCUGCUACUAUUCAUUACAUUCGAUCAAGUCAGAUGUUCCAUACCAGCAUUGUUCGUGCUCCAGCUCUCUUGCUAUUUUCUAAGACCGAUCCAAUUGGGUGUGCUGAGUCAAAUCUCAGAGUACGCGAUAUAUGGGAAUCUGUUGGCAUGAGGGUUUAUACAAAAUGCUGGGAUGAAUCACCUCAUGUUGGACACUUCAGAGCACAUCCACAAGAAUACAUGGCUGAAAUAUAUGCAUUUCUCGAUAAACUAAAUCUUGUGCAGAACCGAGAGAGACAAAAGGUUCAAAUAUAAAAGA